Molecule: messenger RNA, 1714 nt
Organism: Apis laboriosa (Himalayan honeybee)
Lineage: Eukaryota; Metazoa; Arthropoda; Insecta; Hymenoptera; Apidae
Product: APOBEC1 complementation factor-like
Exons: 5
Coding region: 281-1714 (477 amino acids)
Cellular component (GO): nucleus
Molecular function (GO): mRNA binding
Source: RefSeq, a predicted model, not a curated record
AGAAUAUUUAUUAUGUUCAAACAAUGUAAGUUUGAUGUAUUCGUUAUCGUUUUCUUUUUAAAAACAUACAGUUGUAUUGACAAUGAUAUUCGAUCACUGUGAUUGGCUUAUUUGAAGAAUAAGGUUCCAUAUAUUUCGACGAAUUAUGCUUAGUUGUGGUGGUAAGGAGACGAAAGAAGGGAUAAGGAAAAAAGCUUAGAAGGAUCAGUUAGUCCUCGACAGUCUACCUCUUUACGUCGUUUUAAGUGUGAUUGAAAUUGUGAUUUCAUUGUAUUUUAAAAUGGAUAAAAUAAAGAAAAUACAUGUUAAAACAAGUGCAAAUUCUGUAGGAGAAUGUCAAUUGACAAUCAGAUUGUUAGAAAUGCUACAAAGAACAAAAUAUGAAUUAGUGCAGGAAAAUGGACAACGUCGUUUAACUGCUCCAGAGAUUGUUCGUGGUGAAAAGCAACGUGUAAAAGGUGCUGAAAUUUUUCUUGGUCGUCUACCGCGAGAUUGUUACGAAGAUGAACUAAUGCCAGUAUUAGAAACAAUCGGUUAUUUGAUUGAAUUACGAUUGAUGUUAGAUUUUUCUGGAUCUACUCGCGGUUAUGCGUUUGCUUCAUUCGAAGAUGUAAAAACAGCGAGACGCGCCUGCGCAAAACUUGACGGUUAUGAAAUUAGACCGGGCCAUCGUAUCGGUGUCGUUAAGUCAGUUGAUAAUUGUCGGCUAUUUUUCGGUGGAGUACCUAAAAAUAAAAGCAAAGAAGAAUUUAUGCAAGAAUUAACUAAAAUUCUUGAAGGCAUUAUUGACAUUUAUCUAUAUCCAAGUGCACAUGAUAAAACAUUGAAUCGUGGUUUCAUAUUCGUCGAAUUCAAAGAUCAUAGAGCAGCUGCAAUGGCCAGACGAAAAUUAAUACCUGGCAGAGUUAUGUUGUGGGAUCAUGAAAUUGCAGUUGAUUGGGCUGAUCCUGAACCUGGUGACCCUAUUGACGAAGAAAUUAUGGAAAGUGUUACUGCUUUAUUUGUACGAAAUCUUAAUUUGGAUAUGUCACAACAAAAGGUUCGAGAUAUCUUUCAAAAAAAUACGAAAAUUCCUAUUCUAAAAUUAAAAAAAAUUAAUCAUUUCGCAUUCGUACAUUAUGAAAGUCGUCAAGCAGCACAAACUGUAAUGGAUAUUAUGACAAGAUCUAAUGGUAUUGCUGAGUCUGAAGGUUGGGAAAUACGUUGGGCAAAACCAAUCGGAGCUGCAAAAAUUUUAGAAAGACAAAAAUGUAUCAAUGAAGCUGUAGCAAAAUCAAGUUGUCAUAAAUUUGAACAAAAUCGUAAAUAUAUAUCGCCGAAAAAAUGUAAUCUUAAAAAAUUUCAAUCUCAAGUCAUGGACUUGAAUGCUAAUGUAGUCGACAUAGCCUUAAUGCAUAUGACUGCUUUGCAAUAUUUCAUUAAAGAAAAAUUUAAUGCUACUUGUACUUUUAAUUAUUUACACGCAGUGGAUGAAUCAGCUUUUAUGUGUAAAAUAAUUAUCUUUAAAGAUGGACAUAUUCUGUUUGAAUAUCAUGGAGAAUCAAUGCCAACAAAACAAAAUGCAAUUGUCGCUGCAUGCACAAAGAUCUAUCAAUUUAUAGCUCAGAAUUACGUGCUACUGAAUAACGAGCACUAUUGCAUGGAACAAAAGCUAAACAUUAAUCCUGCGGUUGGGUCACCAGUCAGCUGGAAUAGGGAUAUAGAUUAUAAUUAA